AAGGAAAACCUCCAUGCCACCUACCGCUAGCUGCAAAUCAGUGAAGUCCAGUAGUCCACCUACCGCACAACAAACUGAGUGUGCUAGAGAGCCAUGGCUAUGGAGGUUCUGUACCCGUUCUUCCUCUGCCUCGCCGUGCUCACCGGCAGAGCAGUCUCCGCCCCACCACACUCGCAGUGCCACGACAACCCGCCGGACAUGACGGCCGCCAGGGUCGAGGCGGGAAAAGUCGUCCAUGACUUUGCUGGCUACACGGCUUACGUUACCGGCGCCAUCCACUCCGACCGGGCCGUUGUCCUGGCCUCCGACGUCUACGGAUUCGAAGCGCCGUUGCUGAGGAAGAUAGCAGACAAAAUUGGUGAAGCUGGAUACUAUGUCGUGGUCCCUGAUUUCUUUAAUGGGCAACCUUUAACGGGGGCACCAGGUGAAAACCUCACACAAUGGCUCAGUGAGCACUCUCCGGUAAAAGCUGCUCAAGAUGCUAAACCAAUAUUUGCAACCUUGAGAAAAGAGCGAAAAUUUAGUCUUGGAGUUGGAGGAUACUGUUGGGGUGGAAAGUUCGCAGUGGAGGUAGCGAAAAUGAAUGAGGUGAAGGCAGUUGUCAUCUCCCAUCCUUACUCAGUCAUUGUCGGUGAUAUGAGAGAGAUCAAGUGUCCCAUUGAAAUCCUUGGAGGCGAAUAUGACCAAGCUACACCACAAAAGUUCAUAUAUCAGUUUAUGAAUGCCCUUCGCAAAAGAAGUGACAAGAUACCUUACUUCGGGAAGAUCUUUCCAGGAGUUUGCCAUGGCUUUGCUUGUAGAUACAAUGUCACCAACCCAUUCGAAGUCGAAACCGGUGAACAAGCUCUUGCCCUAAUGGUUGGAUGGUUCGAGAAACAUCUGAAAUGACAAAUGCUAAUCAUAAAGGUCAGAUUGAUCUGACCUAUUUAGUUUCUAUAUCCAUGUAAAAGUUUCCAACACAAUAUUUAUGUAAUUGCAUAUUCAUAAACGUAAUGUACAUGAAGACGUGGAUAUUGGAAGUACAACACCUGUGAUGAAUGAUGACUUUUGGGAAA
This is a messenger RNA of Triticum dicoccoides, 1055 nucleotides long. Its product is annotated as endo-1,3;1,4-beta-D-glucanase-like. The record is from RefSeq and is a predicted model, not a curated record. Bases 94 to 888 code for a protein of 264 amino acids. The transcript is spliced from 7 exons. Gene Ontology annotation, molecular function: hydrolase activity. Lineage: Eukaryota; Viridiplantae; Streptophyta; Magnoliopsida; Poales; Poaceae.